AACAGCUUGAAAAAUAGAACGCAGACUCAAAAGAGGAGUAACCGCUGCUUCUGCAGUGACGAAGAGAGAUAGAAAAAAAAGAAAGAAAGAAGAAGAAAAUAAGCUUCAAGCUUGGUUUGAUAUGUAUGUAGAUACGUAGAUAUAUUGAGAGUGUGUGUGUGUGUGUGAGAGAGAGAGAGAGAGAGAGAGCUGCAAAUGCUCAUUGUUUGGGGAUUUUGAAAGAGACCCAGAUGAAAAUUUUGAUGGAGAAAAUGUUCUAUUCUUAUGUUUUCUGGGAAUAAGGUUUUUGUUCUAUCGGUUUCUCCUGGAAAAAUCUUAUCUUUGGGUCUGUUUGGCGGCUCUGCAGGUGUUGUCUCCUUGGGGAAGAGAAGGGAAUUGGAGAUGGAUAAGUUACAGUGGGGAAGUAGAAAGCGGCUUCGAUGCGUGAAGGUGAAGGACUCGGCCAUGGCGGAUGAGAAAUCCGAGAAGAAGAUCACUUCUCGAGUUGAUCGACGAGUUGUUGCUGCCGAUAAUACUGAGAAGCAUCAAUCGGCCAAUCCUCUCCCGCCGCCGCCUGUUCAAUCCCCUCUUCGUCUCUGCAGGGAUUUGGGGAUGAACAGAUCGAGCGCGAACGAGAACCGGAAGAUGGCAACAUCAUCUUCCCCAGAGAAGGAGGAUCGGUACUACACAACCCGGGGAUCGAUAGGACUGGAUGAAAAUGCCAAGUUGUUUACAGAGUCUAAGGAUGAAAACAAAGGAAGGGUUGUGUGGCCAAAACUGUUUGUUUCCCUGUCAAGUAAAGAGAAGGAGGAGGAUUUCAUGGCCAUGAAAGGGUGUAAGCUUCCCCAGAGGCCUAAGAAGAGGGCCAAGAUUGUCCAGAAAACCUUGCUUUUGGUGAGCCCAGGGACAUGGUUAAAUGAUCUUUCCCAGGAGAGGUAUGAGGUGAGAGAGAAGAAGGCUUCGAAGAAGAGGCCUAGAGGGUUGAAGGCUAUGGGAAGCAUGGACAGUGGUGAUUCAGAAUGAGAUUUUGAGAUUGAGAGAGAGAGAGAGAGUAGAUUUGUGUUUUGUUUGUUAAUUUUUAUGUUUUAAAGAAAUUGCUGUCAUAUAUAGAAUCUAAUUUCCAAUUUGGCAAAUAUUUAAUCUGCUUUUUGAAA
Messenger RNA from Diospyros lotus (date-plum), 1133 nucleotides. RefSeq lists its product as uncharacterized. Bases 265 to 1002 code for a protein of 245 amino acids. The transcript is spliced from 5 exons. NCBI's taxonomy places the organism in Eukaryota, Viridiplantae, Streptophyta, Magnoliopsida, Ericales, Ebenaceae. The record is from RefSeq and is a predicted model, not a curated record.